Messenger RNA from Acytostelium subglobosum LB1, 897 nucleotides. RefSeq lists its product as hypothetical. The transcript has 3 exons. Lineage: Eukaryota; Evosea; Eumycetozoa; Acytosteliales; Acytosteliaceae. The annotation marks the transcript as partial. Gene Ontology annotation, biological process: inner mitochondrial membrane organization; cardiolipin acyl-chain remodeling. Gene Ontology annotation, cellular component: mitochondrial membrane. Gene Ontology annotation, molecular function: 1-acylglycerophosphocholine O-acyltransferase activity. The record is from RefSeq and is a predicted model, not a curated record.
GUCAUGAAAGUACUUGCAAUGUAUAAUCCCAAACCCAAGAUACUCAGUCGAUUGUUGUUCAAGACUGUUGGCAGAAUGGUCAGACUGUGGCAGCGACUAAAUAGAUUCAAGUUACAUGAUUGGGAUCGUUUACAUACUAUACUCGAUGAGAGGAUGGCACAGAUCGACAUCAAUGAGGCAUUGGUUGCCAGUGGAAAGCAGCCAAUCUUACUGCGGCCACUGAUCACCGUGGCCAAUCACACUGCCAACCUGGAUGACCCAUUGAUGUGGGGUGGACUGCCAACAUACAUUUCAAAGGAUCCAAGAUACAUGCGCUGGACAUUGGCUGCAUCCAACGUCUGCUUCACCAAUCUCCUUUACUCAUACUUCUUCACUCUUGGCAAAUGUAUCAAUACAUUCAGGGGCAAUGGUAUAUAUCAAGAUGCAGUUGACUUUAGCAUCGAUAGACUGUCAGAAGGACAAUGGAUACAUAUAUUUCCAGAGAGCAAGGUAAAUCAGAAGGAGGAGUUGUUAUACUUUAAAUGGGGCAUUGGAAGACUGGUGGCAGAGUCCAAGCUUCCACCAAUAAUUCUGCCAAUCUAUCAUAGAGGCUUUGAGAAGACUAUGCCUCUGGACCAUUUGGCAAUACCACGUAUCAAUAAGGAUGUUGAUAUAUUCGUUGGAGAACCAUUCGAUUGUGAUGACCUGCAUAGACAGUUCCAAGAGGACAAGGAUAUCGACACCAACAACAAAGACACUGUCCACUCCAAAGAGAAUGACUUACGAAAGAAGAUGUACUACAAGAGUAUAACAACGAGGAUAGAGACAGAAUUCAAACAGCUGCAACAAGAGUCGCUGGUCGUGCUGAAUGCCAGAGGUGUGGAUUUAGGAGUAGGAGGAGGAAAGACAUCCACCGUC